Neolamprologus brichardi is the source of this 3297-nucleotide messenger RNA. The record is from RefSeq and is a predicted model, not a curated record. NCBI's taxonomy places the organism in Eukaryota, Metazoa, Chordata, Actinopteri, Cichliformes, Cichlidae.
ACACUGCGUUGAGACAACUUGAUACAGAGUAACAGUAAAUCAGACAGAGCUGCUCCUACAGCACCAGCAGUGAAAUUGUAACCCUGUUGCAAGUAUUUUUGGCCGCUGAUAGGACCGAGUGAGAUCACUGCGGUCUCUUUCCUCGGAUAGACUCAAGAGUUGUUCGGCAAGAGCAACGCAGGGACCGUUUUAAGUCUCAUUUCUGCCCUAUCUUAAUUUUAUAUCACACUGGAAAUGUCCGAAAACAAGCCGAAUGAUGAACCGAAGUUAUCUACGACGGACAGGGUGGUGAAAUCUGUCCCCUUCCCCCCCAGUCACCGACUGACAGCUAAAGAGGUGUUUGACAGUGAUGGGAAGCCCAAAGUGGACGUGCUGAAAGCUCACCUAACCAAGGAGGGCCGUGUGGAUGAGGCGGUGGCGCUUAGGCUCAUAGGAGAGGGCGCCGCAAUCUUGCGUUCGGAGAAGAACCUGCUGGACAUUGAGGCUCCUGUGACAGUUUGCGGAGACAUCCACGGGCAGUUCUUUGACCUGAUGAAGCUGUUUGAAGUAGGAGGCUCACCAGCAUCCACGCGCUACCUUUUCCUGGGGGACUACGUUGACAGAGGGUAUUUCAGUAUUGAAUGUGUGCUGUACUUGUGGGCCUUGAAGAUCCUUUACCCCAAAACACUGUUUUUGCUGCGUGGGAAUCACGAAUGUCGACAUUUAACAGAGUAUUUCACAUUUAAGCAGGAAUGUAGAAUUAAGUAUUCAGAGAGGGUGUAUGACGCAUGUAUGGAUGCCUUCGACUGCCUUCCCCUGGCUGCACUUAUGAACCAGCAGUUCCUGUGUGUACACGGAGGACUAUCUCCAGAAAUCACAAAUCUUGAUGACAUCAGGAAACUAGACAGAUUCAAAGAGCCCCCUGCAUACGGUCCAAUGUGUGAUCUGCUGUGGUCCGACCCCCUGGAGGAUUUUGGGAACGAGAAGAGCCAGGAGCACUUCACACACAACACAGUGCGAGGCUGUUCCUACUUCUACAGCUACCCUGCAGUCUGUGACUUUCUACAACACAAUAACUUAUUAUCUAUCAUCCGGGCCCAUGAAGCACAGGAUGCUGGAUACCGCAUGUACAGAAAGAGUCAGACCACUGGCUUCCCGUCCCUUAUCACCAUCUUCUCAGCACCUAACUAUCUAGAUGUCUACAACAACAAAGUGACGGAGAUGCUAGUGAACGUAUUGAGCAUUUGCUCCAAUGAUGAGCUGUCAACUGAAGAGGAGCUGGACGGUGCCACAGCUUCUGCACGUAAGGAGGUCAUCCGCAACAAGAUCCGUGCCAUUGGGAAGAUGGCCAGGGUAUUCUCUGUGCUCAGAGAGGAGAGUGAGAGCGUGCUGACGCUGAAGGGUCUGACGCCCACAGGCAUGCUACCUAGCGGAGUGCUGUCCGGAGGCAAAGAGAAGCUGCAGAAUGCAAUCAAAGGCUUCUCGCCUCAGCACAAGAUCACUAGCUUCGAAGAGGCCAAGGGCCUGGACCGCAUCAACGAGAGGAUGCCUCCGCGGCGAGACGCCCUGCCUUCUGACGCCAGCCUCAACUCUCUCAACAAGGCCCUGUCCUCGGAGACCAACGGCACAGACGCCAAGGGGAGCACCAGCAGCGGCAGCAACAUCCAGUGAAGGCCCAGCAGCAAGGCGCCACCUUGGCCGACGGGGCUGCCUCGCCCCCCAGCCUCAUCGCGACCCGCCACCACAGAAAAGGGGCAGAGGGUGAAGGUGUGGGAUGGAGGAGGAGAAGGAGUGUUGGAAUGUGGAGGGGGGAGGCAUCUAUGGCUCGUAACGGGGGGACAUCUCACUUGCUAGUCUUUGGAUAUGCCUUCAAAAUAUUAGUUCAUAGUCAAAUCUGCUAAGUUAUUGCCAGGUCACAUUUCUGAAGGGUCAGGCCGUAACCGCGCUUGAUUCACCUCCACACCACAGUAUGUCAGAGAGGGAGAGAACGAUGGGGGAGAGAAAGAGAGAGAGAGAUCUUAAAGGUGAUUCAGUUUCUUGUUUUUCUUUUUUUUCUUUCUUGAAAGACCCUUGCUCAUUUACACCGAAACGGAAAGUCGUUUAACUUCUUACUAACUAUUGUACGUUUACAAAAAUACAGCACUAAAAAGGACAGAACAUGAGAUAAUGUUUUUAACAUAUAAGGGUGUACAAACUAAAUAAGGACUAUUUAUUGAUAACUUUUUGUUUUGCUACUCUUAUAAAAUAGCUCUGAAAUUAAUUAGGCAGUCUUAAAAAAAAAAAAAGAAUGUUGCAAUGUUGUGGAAAUGCCAAAUAAUGGAACGUUUUAUGGUUUUGUACAUAUUAUGCUUACCUCAGGUUCUUUUGGUGUGUGCUUUGACCUGAUUUUUCUGUAUAAUGGCUAAAUAACUCAGUAAUGAAUACCUAUUUUCUUGAGUUUCAUAACUGGAAUUUACACUUAACCUAUCUAUCAUUUGCAGAUAUGUUUAUUUUUUGUCUCUUUUGGAAGGGGGGAGGGGGGGGAGGGUAGAUUUAUUGUGGCUUGCUGGAAAUGAGUGUUAUUUUUUUUUUCUCUUUUUAAGUAUUGCGAACAAAGUAAAAAUAGAGAAACUAUAUUGUGUAAAAAAGAAAAGGAAAAAAGAAUACAAUAAAGUGUCUGCCUAUGCAUGUUUUAUAAAAAAAAAAUCAAACAAAAGGAAAUAGAACAUCUGAAAACUUUGGCUGUGGAGGCCUGUUUUGAAAUAUAUUGCGCUUUAGUGAACAUAUACUGGAAAUGUAUAACUGCAUACUUUCAAUUAACACCAUGAUGCUCUAUGCCUUCUUUUUUUUGUAAUUGAAGCAUUUAAUUAUCUAUGAUGGAUGAGAAAUGAAAUUUUUAACCUGCGCUUGUAAGUGCACACAGUCCAAUUAAGCAUGUUUGACAAUUCUUGUGAGGUGUGUGGUUACAUGUGGAACUCCAAAAUGCAUGAUUAGCUGUUCGUGUCAUAUAACAGGUGAAUCGGUUUUGUUUUGUUUUUGUAAAUGUGCCACAGGAAGUGUAAUUUGAUUAUUAUUAUUAUGACUAUUAUUUGGACCUCUGCUUUGUAUAUCAGUUACAGGUUUGAUACUGCUCAAUACUUUAAGAUGAAACGAGGAAAAAACAAACUUAGAUCUUUUUUAAGAACUGCUUUAAGUGCCCAAGUAAUUCACUACACGACAUGAAGCCUUGCUUUUGUAAUUUAACUUCAAAACUGUUGGCAGAUGAGGCAUGCACUUGCAACUAUGAAAAGUAUUUUAUAUAACUGUUCAAUAAAAAUGUGCAUGAAUUUCAACUUGAAA